Molecule: messenger RNA, 2726 nt
Organism: Solanum lycopersicum (tomato)
Lineage: Eukaryota; Viridiplantae; Streptophyta; Magnoliopsida; Solanales; Solanaceae
Source: RefSeq, a predicted model, not a curated record
AAAGUAGAGAGGCAGUUGCCAUUCUGACUUGGGCGCAUGACAUUAGAAUUUUCUUGGUAAAACUAAUAAGCUCCUCCUUCCCACCCCUCUCUGCAACUUAUUUCAAUUCUUAAGAGUUAUUACUUUCUCCGGUCUCCGGCAUACUGCACUUCUGUCUAAAUCAUUUAUUAACACACAGUGUGUGAGAUUAGGUGUGAGGUAGAGACAGAUCAAUAGUAAAUCUGAAAAGAGAGAGGCAGUAAAUUAAUGAUGAAGUCGUCUUUCGGAAAGCUCAAGAAAUUUGCACUACACAAGGAUAAGAAGGAUCAUCAGAUAUUGUUGCAUUUGGACGGACUUUCUCAGGCAUCACAGGAUAUGAAAGACAUGAGAGAUUGUUAUGACAGCUUGCUAUCUGCAGCAGCAGCUGCGGCUAAUAGUGCCUAUGAAUUUUCAGAAUCCUUGAUGGAAAUGGGAACCUGCUUACUGGAGAAAAUUGCAUUGAAUGGUGAUGGAGAAAAUCGCAAGGCAAUGUCGAUGCUUGGAGGAGUACAAUUAGAACUUCAGAAAUUCGUAGACUGCUAUCGUUCCCAUAUCAUCCUAACUAUCACAAACCCAUCUGAGUCUCUUCUUAGUGAACUUCGGAAAGUGGAGGAGAUGAAACUGCAGUGUGAUGAAAAAAGGGAGGUGUACGAGUAUAUGGCAAAUAGAGGAAAAGGUGGAAAAGGUGAGAACUUUACUUCUCAGCAGUUACAGGCAGCCCGGGAGGACUAUGAGGAAAUGGCAAGACUUUGCAUUUUCCGUGUACAAUCUCUGAAGCAAGGGCAAUGUCGGAGCCUUUUGACCCAGGCAGCUCGUCACCAUGGAGCACAGCUUAAUUUCUUCCGCAAAGGACUUAAAUCUCUUGAAUCUGUUGAACCACAAAUAAGGAUGGUUGCUGAAAACCAACACAUUGACUAUCAACCUGUUGAAUUGGAUGAUAGCGAGGAUGGAGGCAAGAGCUAUGAGGCCAAUGAUGAUGGUGAAUUGAGUUUUGAUUAUAGAAAAAAUAAGCAGGAACCAAAUGACUCUUUCCCAAUGAGGGAUUCAAUGGAGUUUGAUCCCGCUGAUGCUCCAAGUACCCUAACCUCUGGGAUGGAGGAAGUGGAGUUGGAUUUGGGCAGAAACCAGGAGCAGGUUUUUACUAGACAACCACGUGUAGUCAGUCAUUCUGCUCCAAUAUUUGCAGAGAAAUCAGAUAUUUCUGAUAGGAUCAAACAAGCACAGACAUCUGCCCGGAAAUUUCACACAUACGCCUUACCGACUCCAGCCGAUGCUAAAAGUUUGACUUCAAGGACAAGUGUUUCCCUUCAACACUCAAGUACCAUGAAUACGAGUGGAGGCAGCAACAAUCCGUGGCAUUCUUCCCCGCUUAAUAUGGAUAAAUACUCUAAAUUUUCAGAUGACAACUUGUCAACAGACACUCUUGCAAAAGGCCAAUCCACUGCUCAAGAGAUUAAAGAUCAUACUUUCUCCACCCCACUACCCCCGCCUCUUGCUGAGGGAACUUCUCUCCCACAAAAUGAUAUACAAAAUGGAAUUGAUGCCAGAAAGAUGAGAAGACUUGCUUUCUCAGGUCCAUUAGCAAGUAAGCCUUCAUCCAGCAAGCCACUGUUAUCUGCCAGUGGACCUAUUGGCUUGGCCGAACGGCCUCUUUUAGAACCUGGAUUGGCUUCUGGUAUACCAAUAAGUCAGCCACCAUCGACUCUAGAUGUAUCCUACAGUGCUUCACCUCCCCUUGUUUCUUCACCAAAAAUAAGUGAGCUUCAUGAGCUCCCUCGUCCCCCUGGCAUAUUGGCCUCCAAGCCAUCAAGUUCUACUGCAUUUGGGCACUCUGCGCCUUUAGUCAACCGAAAUCAAGAAACAUCACCAACUAAUCAGAGCCCUGUGCUGGCAUCAAAUACGGGUUCUCCACUACCACUUCCUCCGCUAACCAUUCCUCGAAGUUUUUCUAUACCUUCCAAUAAUCAGAGAGCAAUGGCACUACAUGUAGCCCAGCUUCUAGAAUCUCCUCAAAGAAAGGGCAAGGGUGAUGUGAUGUGCUCUCCUCCAUUGACACCUCUCUCUCUUUCAAACACUUCAAAUUCUGGGCAAAUCAGAGGUAAAGUUGAUUCAUAGUAACCUGGCAACUAUACUGUUUCCAGACAAGUAGCUAGUGAGAAAUUCUAAAGUGAACCUCAUAUCUGUGAUUGAUCUGCCUGAGUGUUUUGAGAAGGAGAAAGAAGGGUUACAAGUUGUGUUUGAAUCUUGUCUAGUCUUGUACCCUCCACCUGGUUAAAUCUUCACUGGUAAAGUAUGUCAGAUUGGUUGUUUGUUUGUUUGGGUGGGUGGAUAACUGGUGUUGAGUAAUUGAAGUAUUUGUAGAGUAGCUAAAAGAGGAAUGCGUUGAUUUUCUUGUGAUAGUAUAAUUCAUUUCCUCCCCCUUUAUCUUUGACAUGCCAUUUUUGGUGGAUGCAGGUAGGAGCUGAUAUAUAUAUAUUUUUGUUUUGGGUUCGUGGGUGUGUAGAGUUUGUUUCCACAAGCAUUAUUGCAGGAGUGGGAUUUGUACAUAUGUUAUUAAUUAAUGUAAGGUUUUAUUUGUUCGGUUUUGAAUGGUUCUCCAUGUAUCUUACUUACACAAAUGUAACGGGAGCUUCCUGCCACAAUUUUGAUCUCGCGGUGUUCAAAUCCACCCCUACCCCCCUUGUAGAGAAACGUCAAAUUAAGAAUGA